Molecule: messenger RNA, 4200 nt
Organism: Sardina pilchardus (European sardine)
Lineage: Eukaryota; Metazoa; Chordata; Actinopteri; Clupeiformes; Clupeidae
Gene: arl13b
Product: ADP-ribosylation factor-like 13b
Exons: 10
Coding region: 862-2064 (400 amino acids)
Biological process (GO): non-motile cilium assembly; receptor localization to non-motile cilium
Cellular component (GO): non-motile cilium; motile cilium; ciliary membrane
Molecular function (GO): GTP binding; GTPase activity
Source: RefSeq, a predicted model, not a curated record
AACAAAUAAGUACAACGUUAGCCAGCUGAUCCAAAUGGGAUUUUUUGUAAACGAACGUUGUUGGCUAACUUCUCAGAAAUGACAGCUUUUAAUACUUUUGGACAACAGCAGCGUAAGAUGAUGAAUUCUAAGAAAAGUCUUUGUUCGUGUUCAGUGAAGUCUUAGAAAGCAUGUUUUAGUGAGCAGGCUAACUUAUCUGGUUUUAUCCUAGCCAAGAAGAUCUAACGUUAAACACUAUUAGCUAACAGUUAUUUUGGCAAACGUUCCCUGUCGUUAUUUGUCGAAAUCGGAAACAAUUACCGAUUCUUCAUUAUUAUUGAAGCCGGUGGGUUUGUUAGGCUGGCUCAGUUAAUAGUUGUAGCCGAGCAAACGUUAUUCGUGGAUGAACUGGUACGUUACCGUUACCUUCGGCUAGCUAUGCGAUGCAAAUUAGCUAACGGUAGCUCAGUGUGUUAGCUACGUGAAUGUUAACGCUACAGUUGGUUUUGACAACUCCGUUGAAACGGGGAUGGUGUGGAAAGGCAAGGUCCGCACUUACCUAGCUAGAAUACUGUAUUAACCAACCAUAAAAUUGUUCAUUUUUUACAUAGCCCGGCCUUUAUUCAAGCCUCCGCUAGAAAGUUACACAUAUUUCACUAGCUUCUAGUCCCCCUCGCUGAGUUUAGGAUGAGGCCGUAAUCAGUGGCUAGGGUCUACUCUAACGAUACCAGCAAGCAGGUCCAAGACUCCACUGAUUGUGCACGGUUGCAAUGGCUUUAUGCAGCUGAAGGGUGAGCUGAACUGUGGUUGGAAAGUGCGGUGGCGAGAGUGCGUCUCACUGUCGCUGCGUGAGAAGGUCCUUGUUCCACAGGUGGAACUGACAUGUUCGCUCUGAUGGCGAACUGCUGCAACUGGUUGAAACGUUGGCGCGAGCCUGCCAGAAAAGUGACAUUGGUGAUGGUUGGACUGGACAACGCUGGGAAAACAGCAACAGUCAGAGGCAUCAAAGGAGAGAGCCCAGAAGACGUGGCCCCGACCGUUGGCUUCUCUAAGGUGGACCUGAAGCAGGGCAAGUUUGAGGUGACCAUCUUUGACCUGGGCGGGGGCAAGCGCAUCCGGGGCAUCUGGAAGAACUACUACUCGGAGUCCUACGGCGUAGUGUUCGUAGUGGACUCCAGCGACACGCAGCGUCUCCAGGAGACCAGAGACACCAUGGAGGAGGUCCUCCGACAUCCACGCAUCGCCGGCAAGCCUGUCCUUGUUUUGGCCAAUAAGCAGGACCGAGACGGUGCGUUGGCUGAAGCCGACAUCAUUGAGGGCCUCUCUCUGGAGAAGCUGGUCAACGAGAACAAGUGCCUGUGCCAGAUAGAGCCGUGCUCUGCUGUGAUUGGCUACGGCAAGAAGGUGGACAAGUCCAUCAAGAACGGUAUGAACUGGUUGCUUAGCAGCAUUGCACGGGACUACGAGGCCAUCACGGAGCGCGUGCAAAGAGACACGGCCGAGCAGAAAGCCCAGGAGGAGCAGGACAAGAAGGACCGAGCCGAGAGAGUCCGCCGCAUACGAGAAGAGAGGGCUCGCGAGGAGCGAGAGGAGGCUGAGCGAGAAGGCCGGCCCCUUGAGGAGGAGGAGCCAGAUGAGGCCAACAUGUCCAGCCCCUUCCAGCCAAUCACAAACGUCGUUACUGAGAAUGAAGAACGCCUGAAGCAGGAGCGGGAGAAGCAGGGGGCCGACCAGAGGCCCCAGGAAGCCAUGCAGGAGGAAGAGGAGGAGGAGGAAGAGGAGGAGAGCGAGAGACACACGCCAGAGAGCACAGGAUCAGGUGUGGCUGAACAAGCCAAGAAGAAGGCCAAGAAGCUCCGACUGAAGCGCAAACACCGCGUGGACCCCCUCCGCACAGACGAAGGCCCCCCUGAGAGUCCCACUCCACCCCCUCCACCAGUCGGCUGGGCCACUCCUAAAGCCUCCAGGUUACCCAAACUGGAGCCGUUGGGGGACACGAGACACGCGGAUUUCUAUGGGAAGCCCCUCCCUCCAGUAGCCAUCCGACAGAGGCCCAACAGUGACACCCACGAUGUCAUUUCCUAGCCUUGUGCUUUCAGCCAAUCAGUAGCGGAUAGACUCCUUCUCCCUCCAAUCACGGCUCUCCUGUGUUUUUGUUCUCUUCUGCCUCCAAGCACGAGGUGUGUAGACGGACACACACUCCUCUCAUGGAACGGUGGAAUGGAGCCCACACCAGCGUAACAGAGAGACUCGACACACACACACACACACACACACACCAGCAAAGAAGAGACUGAAUACACAGGCAGCAGCCGACCACACUGGACACCCCCCUCCCAUCCCAGCCGAGCCCCAGCUCAGAGAGAAUGACUCCAGAGCUGGACGCACACACUCCCAGCCAAUGGAGCUCAGAAAGAGUGAGACAUAAAGAGUGGAGAGAGAGAAGCUCAAGACUGUGUGUGUGUGUGUGUGUGUGUGAGAGAGAGAGAGAGAGUGUGAGUGUGUGAGUGAGAGAGAGAACAGCGCUGUCUCACAUCAUGUUUUAUUCUGUAUACUGUUUUUCUGCACUGUCUGUGUGUGUGUGCACGUGCAUGUGUAUGUCUUGUCUAUGUUUGUUUAAGUCCAACUGGACUGGACCAAGCUGCUGGUGUUCUGCGGAGUGGAGCUGAGCUGAAUGUCAGUAUUAUUAUCCAUGGGGGGCCUUAGCUGAAGGGGACUUGAGGGCUUUCAGAGUGAACUUCACCCUCUCACAAAAUUUCCCUCUCACUGUCUGUCCUGCUGACAUUCUUUUCUCACUCUCACUCUCACUCUCUCACUCUCUCACUCUCUCACACACUCUUCAUUUCCCAAACUCCACACAUCACCCUAUCUCUGCCCCCCCCCCUUCACCCCCCCCCCUUCACUCUUCUCAUUCUCUCCCGCUUUCCUUCUCACCCUUUCUCUCUCUCUCACGGUGUCUCACACUCCUCAUUUUCCCAAUUUCCACACAUCACCCUUUCUCUGCUGCCUUCUACCUCACUCUUUUCACUCUCACUCUUUCUUCACCUUCUCACCCCCUCUCUCUCUCUCUCUCUCCUCACCCUCUUACUCUUCUCACCCUUUCACUCUCUCUACUGCCCGGUAUCCCCACACAGCUCACCCUGCACAGCUCCACAGUUUGGCUGAUGCUUGAAAACUCCACUCACCUUGGAACACAUGCCGUCCAGAAAGCAUUCAACACUACGUCUGAUUUAACUCUCUCACUCUGCACCAUGGAACAAAUGCUGUCCAGGCUGCAUUCACCAAAUGCUCUCCAGGCUGCAUCAACAUCAUACAUCUGGUUUAACUCUCUCCACAUCAUGGAACACUUGCUGUCCAGAGUGCAUUCAACACCACGCCUGAUUUAACUCCCACUUUGCACCAUGGAACAAAUGCUGUCCAGGCUGCAUUCAACACUACAUCUGGUUUAACUCUCCCGCUCCUCAUCAUAGAAUGCAUGCCGUCCAGACUGCAUUCAACGCUACAUCCGAUUUAACUCUCACUCCGCAUCAUAGAACACUUGCGGUCCAGAGUGCAUUCAACACUACGCCUGAUUUAACUCCCACUUUGCACCAUGGAACAAAUGCUGUCCAGGCUGCAUUCAACACUACAACUCUUCGGCUCUGCUUCAUGGAAACCAUGCCGUCCACACCCCAUUCAACACUACAUCUGAUUGGACUUUAUCACUCCUCGCUGGACCGACCUGAACACUGAUUACUUCACUACUUUAUUUCCCUGAGAAUAAGUAAGAACAAAGCACGUGGGUGCAAAUCAUUCUCCCUCAGUGCAAAUGUGCAGAACAAUGAAAUGAUGACCUGGAAACAGGACGCAUCCUGUUACUGAAACACUACCAAACAGAGGCUUGUAUAUUAGUGUACGCUCUAUAACUUAACUGUAGCCACAGGCCAUAAAUGAGCUAUAUUUAUGUAUUAUGAAACUGUACAUAAUUAUUUCGAAGUCUAUUUUUGUCAAUGUCUGUUGCUUUCUGGCUCCCUAAAGGGGCCCAUGUUACACAUAGCCAAGUUAUGGUGGGGCCGCAAAUGUGGGUGCCAUUUAGAUAAUUGCUUGUUUACGUUUAAUUCUGCUUGAACGUGAUAUUUCAACACAAGGCAAAACAUUUUUACAGCUAGAUUUUAUUAUGUUCAUAUUCUACCCAGUGUAUUUUGUAUGAUCAAUAUUAAAUACAGACCCAUUCUUUAAAAA